This is a messenger RNA of Anthostomella pinea, 825 nucleotides long. Lineage: Eukaryota; Fungi; Ascomycota; Sordariomycetes; Xylariales; Xylariaceae. The record is from the annotation of a GenBank genome assembly.
AUGUCAACCAAUGUGUCCUCGUCCUACGACCGCAAGAUAUACAAUGACACGCUCUGGAAGCGCCACGGAGCCCCAUCAUCGCUGGAUGACUACCUCUUCAAAGCCCAGAUCAUGGAUUACGAAGCCACACGGGCACAGUUUGAAGCCGUCUCGUCCUUCUGGAAUACCGAAUGGCCGGCUACAGGGUUGAUCUAUUGGAGGUUGAACAACGCCUUGCCGAGCUUGCAUUGGAACUUGUUCGACUACUCCCUACACCCUGCAGGUACUUACUACGGCGCCAAGGUUGGGGCCAGAAAGGAACACCUUGCUUACGACUAUCUCAAGAAGGGAGUCUAUCUGAUCAACCACACCAUUGACCAAAACGGGUCGCGAAAGGCCGUCACGACGGAACCAAACACAAACAAGCACAUCAUCGACCUUUCCAAGCCGCUGAAGUCAAUCAACGAAGUCACAUUCCUCCGACUGACCCUCCAGGACGGGAAGCAAGCCACUCUAAGCCGCAACGUCUACUGGCUCGCCAAGACAAUCGACACGCUCGACUGGGACAGCUCGGGUUGGUUCUACACCCCCGUUACUGAGUACGCCGACUUUACAUCCCUGAACAAGCUGCAGACGGCCAACAUAUCAGUCUCGUGCGGGACGUCCAAGGGCGGUUUCAACCUGGUCACCUCGGAGGGCGCGGAUGUGCCGCCUGUGAUGUGGUCGGACAACUAUGUCACGCUGUGGCCGCAUGAGAAGCUGGAGGUGCAUCUUGAAGGAAUGGGAGAUGCAGCCGUGGAGAUCAGCGGGAAGAACAUCGGGAAGACUGUGUUUCCGUUACAAUAA